This is a messenger RNA of Podarcis lilfordi (Lilford's wall lizard), 4911 nucleotides long. The record is from the annotation of a GenBank genome assembly. NCBI's taxonomy places the organism in Eukaryota, Metazoa, Chordata, Lepidosauria, Squamata, Lacertidae.
CCGGAGUAGAGCCCGCUGCGCCCUAGUUCGCUGGCUUUGCUGUUUCGCUCCGAGAGCUGCUGCGGGAUGCUGGCAGCCUGACUGCGCCUGUGCCGCCGCCGCAGCUGCCCACGCCGCGCCCGGGACGCGAAUGAAGAAACUGCUCCUCCUGCUCUUCAACUAUCGGGGACUCACGCGAGGCGGGGGACGCAAAGGGAAACGCCGCCGAAAAUGGCCUCGUUCCGUAUCCGCGCCGCGCGGCCCGAGGACUGCGCCGACCUCCUGCGCCUCAUAAAGGUAGAUCUCGCUCUGCGCCAGGCCAGGCGCAGGCAAGAAACGAGCAGAUGCAAUGAACAAGAGUGGAAAAACAAAAGUCACUUCCAUUGGCCUCCUUUCGUCUUGAGCCUCUUGAGAGGUUUUUCCUUUUUUAAAAUAUAAUAAAAGUUGCUCUCUGAACUGAGCGCGCCGUCCUGGGUGGCGGAGGGGGAAGGAAGGAUUGCGCGCUUUUAUCUUUGCCAACCAGAGGGGCUGCUUAGCGAGUCACGCCAAAGUAGGGCAUUUUUAUCAGUUGCCACCACACGCCUUCCGACUUUUUAAAAAAGGAACGACAAAAAAAAUUAGUUAAGGUGGGAUAAAAGUAAGAGACUGGACGACACGGAUCUCUUAGUAUUUUUACCCCUAAAUAAGCCUGCACCUGCUUUAGGCGGUUUGUGUAGCAAACCAAAAUGCUAACGUUUGACGUGUGUAUAGCGAGAGAGAAAUUCCCCCGUAUGUACUCGGCAACACACCAGUUUAAACUGCAAUCUUACACGUUUGGAGUGUAAACAUGGCUAGAAAUUUUACCUUGGCAGUUACUCUGGAAGCAAAAACGAUCUUGUGUUUUCGAUCUUUCAGGAGUCCCCCCCCCCACGUCCAGUUCUAGUCUAGCUUAGCACAUACAGUUCAAGGGCAAAGGUAGGCCACUGAGGGUGGGAACUGUUUGUUCUGCAAGCGAAAUAACUUCCUUCUGGGCACAGACACCUUUGCCCUCCUGAGUUGGCAAAACAUCCUCUUCCUGCUGUUGCGAAAUAGGCUGCCGACAGUUUCUACCCUCUGCACAAGUGACUGCUGUAAAGAAAAAAGGAAGCAAGGACCCAGCUCCAGAACUGCACUUGAAAGUGAUUCAGCUGUUCAUCUGGUCUAAUUCCUUUGAUGGGAUGUCCCAUUAGAUACAAACAUUGAGGAACACAUAUUUCACUUGGAAAUUCCCCCCCCCCCCCAAAAAAAAAGGUUUAGCAUUAACUUACAUUUCUUAAAUACAUUGGAAUUAUUUUGUUAACCCUUUCGUUCCUGUCAUUUUAAAUGCUUAAAACAUGUCAAGAGUGGAACAGCUUAAUUCCGUGCAUCCUUAUUUGGAAGUAAGUCUCAUGCGUUCGUUAGGGCCUGUUUUGGGGACAAUGUGUGUAAGGGCUGCCUCCUUAAUCUUCUUUAGGCAAUUCCCUCAGGUCCUUCAGGGUGUAGAAUCAAUACUGUAGAUAAUCCAUUAACUGUAUAGUUCCCUACUGAAUUUUCACUCUUCUCAGAAGAGAAGCAGAUAGUACUCUAUAAAAUGGGUUUUUCUAUAUAGACUAUGCUCCAUGACGCAAGAAAAAAAAGUGCAAAAUAUGUUGGUCCAUUGAAAUAUAACCAAACAUACAUGCUUUGUUUUGGACAGGAGCUUGCUAAAUAUGAAGAAAUGGAGGAUCAAGUGGUACUGACUGAAAAAGGUAAUAUAAAAUAAGACAACCAGGACAGUUUUGUGACAAUUCAACCUGGGGAUAGGAAAACUAGCUAGAUAAUACAUUUAUUGUAAUCCUGUAGAUCUACUUGAGGACGGCUUUGGAGAACAUCCCUUCUACCACUGCCUUGUUGCAGAAGUGCCAAAAGAACACUGGACAGCUGAAGGUGAAACUUUUUAAAAAAAUUAAUUAGAAAACCACAGAAUGUAAAUAACAAUGCUUAUAAUAAGUAAGACUCUAGCUGUACUUCAUUGCAAAGGUGAAUGCUAAAACUUACUGAACUUUUCAAAUGGUAUCUUAUUGUUCAGUUAUCCUGAAGGUAAUGGAGAACCAGGUAUAAUCGUAAAAGAACAAAACUAUAAUUCCACUUCGUUACAUGGCUGUUUUUGUUUGACCCUAACGUAUCACUAUGUAAUCCUGUUGAAUCACAUGUUUUCUUUAAUUUGUCCCCAAUCUUCAGGUUACAGUCUCUAGCUUCGCCAUGUACAUGGCCCUUCCGUGUACAUGGAUGGGCGGGGAGGUAACUAAAAGAUCCGUUACACAAUAAAGUAGAUGAUCAUGAUAUAUGAGGUAAGGUCUCCAGGGUCAAAUCCUAUUCCAAAACAUGUACCUCAAAAAGAAAGAGAAAAAAGCAUAUACAAAACACUCGGUAGAUCAGAAAUCCUGUAUGUAACUCUGUUCCUUGGAUUACAUGUAACAAGAUUGAAGUUCUAAAUAUGAAUAUUGACUAGGAUGUAGUAAGGAUAGUGAACAAUUGUUCCCUUUGCAAGCAGAAGCAUAGGAGAAUGACGCAAGCAAUGAAACAAAGAAAACACUUGAAAGCAAUCACUAUUUCCUUGAAAUACUCAUCUUGGAAAAAUAAUAGCUGCUGUAUUUGCUCUUAGCUGUCACAAAGGCAAUCCUGUAGUCUCGUCCUUUAAAAAAAAAGAGUGAUUGCAUUGUAAACAAAUGGACAUCAAUUAACGUGGAAAACAAACUUCAGGGGCUUUUGCUUUGGGAGUUUUAUGUUCCAAAAUCUAGAAGGAAGCAGAGUUGAAAUGUUUGCCACAAUAUUCUGAUCUGCCGUGUAAAAUUGUAGAAGCCUGAAUUGUUUUCCAAAGUGGUAUCAAUAGGGUAUGUACAGAGACUCUCCAGCAAAAGACUAUAAUUAUGAUGUAAUUGUUGACACAACUUGCCAGGUGUUGCAAUUACGUAAUUCCUGGGUAUGUGCAAGAACAACAUGAAACUGACCAAAAAAUAUGAUGCUGGUUUUUGAGGGUCUUAGAACUUUCCAGGAUGGCCUUAACUUGCUAGGAAUUCCUAUCUUACUUAAACUGCAAUUCAUUAUAAUGUAUGAUGAGUGCUAAACUUGGCUUAUUGCAGCAUAAGAUUAAUUUUGCAUGUUCGGAGUGACUAUUUUGGCACAAGCAUGUGAUAUUUUGUAUAUACUAACUUGUUGCUUUAUUAAAAAGGUACUCUAUGUAUGCACAUGUAUAUAAAGUAAAUAUGUUUUGUUGCAGGAUACAGUGUUGUGGGCUUUGCCAUGUAUUACUUCACAUAUGACCCAUGGAUUGGAAAACUGUUGUAUCUUGAAGACUUCUUUGUAAUGAAUGAGUUCAGAGGUACCAUUUAAAUUUUAAGGAAACAUUUUACAAUUAAGUUUGAUUCAACUCUUCUAAAAACAUGACUAAUAAAAUUGCACUUGUUUUAUUUUUAGGUUUGGGCAUUGGUUCAGAAAUUCUAAAGAAUUUAAGUCAGGUAAGAAGUUGAUAUGGGAAAAGUGUUCUAAAAUGAUCACUUAACCAAAGUCACACUUAGUUGGGAAAUUAUUCAAUCCAGAUUGUGCAGUGCCCAUGGAUAAGUGUGCCUUUGAUUGAGCUUGCAUAAAUACAGCAUAGAAAGCAGUAUCCCAAUAGGUAAAAGAAGUACUUUUAUUUAGAACACAUGUCCCAGCAUGUAAUUUUUUUUGCAUAAAUGUUUUUAACAGAGUUGUGUCAUUAAAGCAUUUCCUGCACCUAUUGGGAUAUCUCUCAUGCUGCUUUUAAAUAUCCUUCCUUGGAUUAAUGGUGCUACCUUCUUUGUGACAGCCUGGCCCAUGAUAGAGUUCUCUGUGGUAGCACACUGCCUCAUUGUUAUGAUGGGAGUGUUCAGAUGACCAGUCCACCUUGGAAACAUCCUCUCAAAUGAGGUAUAAGCAGUAAACCGCAUGACCAAAUGUAGCGUGGCUCAGUACCAUGUGUCUUAUUUCAAAGAAAUAUUGUACAGCAGUAGCACACCACUAUAUUUGAACUUGUGAAUAUUGCAAUAUCCACCAGGCCAUUCAGAUACUUAGGGUUCCCCUUCUGCUUCAGUUGCAUAUUGAUAUUAUUUGUUCAAGGUUGCAAACUGCUCAAAAAGCACAUUGGGAAUGUUUUUUGUAACUUAUCCUAGAGCUCUUCGUUUUCAAGAGAUUAAUACUGGAGUAGGGAACGUAGAAAAUAGAUCAAGUAGGGAUUCAGUGAAACAAUGUAACUGCUACCACAUCUGGAAAUUCCCUACAUAGAACUUUUUUAAAGAAGCAGUACCACAUCCCAGCACACAGAAAUACUCCCUUAAUUAUUCCUGCCCAUUUUCUUUCUCUAGGUGGCUGUCAAAUGUCGUUGCAGCAGUAUGCACUUCUUAGUAGCUGAGUGGAAUGAGCCUUCCAUCAGGUUCUACAAGAGACGGGGAGCUUCUGACCUGUCUUCUGAGGAAGGAUGGAGACUUUUCAAAAUAGACAAGGAGUACUUGAUGAAGAUGGCAGCUGAAGAGUGAGGAGCUGAGCUCUCAGGACAAUAGCAAUUUGCAUCCAAUAAUUCCUUUUUGACUGUCCUUCCUGUUUCCUAUCCAACCUUGUAGUAAUGAAAUAAGUUAAUAUGGACCCUAAUUCAAAAGCUUUUAUUACCAGUGGCAUAAAUAUGAUUGUUUGCUGGAGUUUUGGGACUCUAAUCCCACAGGCAGUGACAGUUACAGAGUCAAGUUACUUGUCUGUCUCCAUCCCCUCAUCAGUACACCUGUGAUCCUGAAAUGUAUAUUGUAUAUAACUUCAUUCUUGUAAGUGUCAUUCAAAUGUGUACAGUGUACACACUGGUAGGGUUUUUUCUUAAUUAUUUGCAUUCGUAAGCAAAUAAACUGUUUUUCAUGCUAGUGACCACAAACUGGUGUAAUAUUUUAUUCA